AAAACAUCUAAAGGAAACAGAGCAGCUCAGUCGGUGCAAAGCUUAGACCAAACCAACCACAAAAAGACAGCAGCAGAGGAUCAGAGAAUAAAGGUAAAAUGGAGGAUGCAGACUUUUUUGACGACUAUGAUUAUGGAGAUUACUCAAACAACUACACUGAGGACAAUAACACCAUACGUGUGGAAAACUCAUUCCAACACAAACCAGCUUGCAGCGAAGAAGGCAUGUGUGUGUCUCUGACUGUAAUCUAUGUGGUCAUUUUCCUGCUGGGCUUUUUUGGGAACAUGCUGGUCAUUUGGAUCUCUGGCUUUAAGAUGAGGAAGACAGUGAACACCACUUGGUACCUGAGCCUUGCAAUCUCUGACUUCCUCUUUUGUGUCUUCCUGCCAUUUAACAUUGCCAACUUAGUGAUGAAAGAGUGGAUCUUCGGUCUCUUCAUGUGCAAGUUUACAUCUUCUGCAUUAUUCAUUAACAUGUUCAGCAGCAUCUUCCUCCUCCUCGUCAUAAGCGUGGACCGCUGUGUGUCUGUAAUGUUUCCAGUUUGGGCCCAAAACCACAGAUCUGUUCAAAAGGCAUCAACUGUGGUUGUGUUUUCUUGGCUUCUUGCCAUCGGACUGAGCAUCCCCUCCAUGAUUGUUCGGGAUGUACAUGUUGGGAGUGAUGGCAGGCACACUUGCCGCAACAAUUACACCUCAAAACAAAAUCACCAGGCUGUUGCCUUUACCCGUCUCAUUGCAGGUUUUGUGGUUCCUUUUAUCAUAAUUAUCAUCUGUUAUUCCAUCAUUAUCCUCAAACUCAAAAACAACAGGAUGACAAAAUCCUCCAAACCCUUCAAAGUAAUGACAAUGCUCAUUGCUGCAUUUUUCGUCUGCUGGCUGCCGUAUCACAUUUUUGUCUUACUUGAGCUGAACCCUCAUAAGCAUGACUUCUAUAUUUUAACCUCUGGACUCCAAAUGGGCUCAAUUUUAGCAUCAGCUAACAGCUUCCUUAACCCAUUGCUCUACGUCUUCAUGGGAAACGACUUCAAGCAGAAGUUCAAGAGCUCUGUACUCUCCAAGAUGGAGAAUGCAAUGGUCGAUGAAGGCCGCACCACCAGCCGGUACCUGUCCAGGUCCAGCUCCAUGGACGGCAGAGCUUCUACACACAUUUAGAGGCAUUAGCUUACUGUUGAAGUGAUCAUUUAGUGGGUUUAAAUGAAAAAAAAAAUGCUCUUCAAAAAUGUGAUUUUACAAUGUGAUUUUUUUUUCCUGAAUCACAUCUUUAAACAUCUGUUUAUAGUCACAGCAAAAAUAAUUAUGUAAAAGUAAUUGUUUUAGUUGUUAAAUACAGCCAAGGUUUGCUGUAUAAGACAUGUACAAAUCUAUGAUAUUUUUACAUGGAAAUACAAAUAAUGCACUUUAACCAUAGAUAGAUAGAUAGAUAGAUAGAUAGAUAGAUAGAUAGAUAGAUAGAUAGAUAGAUAGAUAGAUAGAUAGAUAGAUAGAUAGAUAGAUAGAUAGAUGAUAGAUAGAUAGAUAGAUAGAUAGAUAGAUAGAUAGAUAGAUAGAUAGAUAGAUAGAUAGAUAGAUAGAUAGAUUCAGAUAUAUAUAUAUAGAUAUAGAUGUAUAUACAUAUAUAUAAGAAAUGGGUCAUGCUACAACACCCCACCAUCAAAACCAGAAAUAUCUAGGUUAAUUUACUGACUCACAAAAACCAAACCUCAGAUAUGCAAAUAUAUUGUUGUCUCUUAGAUACUCUGAACCACAUUUAAGAAGUUAAAUGGUGUUAGUUGAGUUUGUCACUCUUUGCAAUUUUUUCUAAACAGCUGUUAAUAGUGGUAACAAGUUAUAUAAGCAAUGUUUAUAUGGGCUUUAAAUUUCAUUAGUUUGAUUAAGGUUUCCCGUUUUUCUUCUCUAAAAUCUGUUGUAUUCCUUAAUUUAUCUGUGUUUCAGAUUUGAAAAUAAACAUGUUUUCUACAAUCAUGAA
Cyprinodon tularosa is the source of this 1965-nucleotide messenger RNA. RefSeq names its product chemokine-like receptor 1. Gene Ontology annotation, biological process: phospholipase C-activating G protein-coupled receptor signaling pathway; complement receptor mediated signaling pathway; inflammatory response. Lineage: Eukaryota; Metazoa; Chordata; Actinopteri; Cyprinodontiformes; Cyprinodontidae. Gene Ontology annotation, molecular function: G protein-coupled receptor activity; complement receptor activity. The record is from RefSeq and is a predicted model, not a curated record. Gene Ontology annotation, cellular component: plasma membrane. The transcript has 2 exons. The coding region runs from base 99 to 1151 and encodes 350 amino acids.